Molecule: messenger RNA, 1133 nt
Organism: Phymastichus coffea
Lineage: Eukaryota; Metazoa; Arthropoda; Insecta; Hymenoptera; Eulophidae
Gene: AIMP2
Product: aminoacyl tRNA synthase complex-interacting multifunctional protein 2
Exons: 4
Coding region: 138-1079 (313 amino acids)
Cellular component (GO): aminoacyl-tRNA synthetase multienzyme complex
Source: RefSeq, a predicted model, not a curated record
AGUGAGCGAGAAAAAAGGAAAAUGGCCGACGCCAAAGGAAAAGGAAGAAAUCCGAGGGUACGCGAAGCAAGUGUGCUGCGUAGAAGAGGUUACCCGUAGUGUGGUGAGGCUGCAAAAUAAGCAGUACAACCCAGAGCAUGUACAAGCUCAAGCCGAUACUCGCGCUACCGGAGCAGAUUCCGCUGCCGAAGGUCAUGUACGAGCUCCCAAAGAUCCAGGGCGUCUCGAGCGCGGUGCCCUCGAACAUCACCGUUGAAUACAACCAUCAGACACAACUACCAGAAUUCAAGUUCUUGGAAUCUCGACAAUUGCAAAUAUUGGAACAACUUCGUCAACUAAAAGAACAACUUGAUGGCCUUUUUAUUUCUAUAGGGCAGUCCGAUGUCAAUAAAGUCUCUAAAUCUACGAAUUCUAACGUCAAUAAAGUCUCUAAAUCUACGAAUUCUAAUGUCAAUAAAGUCUCUAAAUCUACGAAUUCUAAUGUCAAUAAGCAAUCAGUUCAGGCAGAAUUAAUUUUGUAUGCUAAUCCAUUCAGUCGUCCGUACAUAUUGAUAGCACUACAGAAAAUUUGGACAGAUACCAAUUUCAAUGUAAAAUACUAUUGUCACUCUUCAAUCUCUAAUGAUGAAACAUAUUACUUUGAAAAACAAUUAUUUAGUAUGUUAAAUGAUAAUGCUAUUCACAGUAUAGACAUUACACUUAUAUGGAAAGAUGUUAGAGAUGUUCAACUUGUAACAAAAGCAUAUGAUUAUCCAUUAGAGGGUGAGGCUAAUGUUUUGAGGUAUUUUACCAGAUUGAUAGCAAGUUAUAAUUAUGAAGAUUUAGAAAAGUCUUAUUUAAUAGACCAUGUACUAGAUCUUUGCCUUCAACUUUCUUGUGAAGAAGUUGAAGAUGUAGAACCCAUUGCAAAAAAAAUUGCCAAUCAUUUAGGUAAAACUUCAUGGUUCUUGAAUUUCACUGAGGCAUCACCUGUAGAUGGAAUUGUUUGGUCAACAACAAAACGCUUUUUGCAAUAUAGAGUCCCACCUGAAUUAGAUAAUUGGUUUAAGUCGUGUGAAAAAUUGUUUUUAUGUUGUUAAUUUUUUCUGUACUAUAUUAAUAAACUUAUUAUCUUUGUACAUUUGACUGUAAAC